Molecule: messenger RNA, 2374 nt
Organism: Gaeumannomyces tritici R3-111a-1
Lineage: Eukaryota; Fungi; Ascomycota; Sordariomycetes; Magnaporthales; Magnaporthaceae
Product: acetyl esterase
Exons: 4
Coding region: 825-1874 (349 amino acids)
Molecular function (GO): hydrolase activity, acting on ester bonds
Source: RefSeq, a predicted model, not a curated record
CGGCGCCGCCUGAGCCCGCAACGACGUUCCUUUUAGCACCCUCUCUCCGCUAUCGCUCCCCACCAACCAACUCUCCCCAGUGCACGUCAGCCCGAUUCGAUAAAGCCGCAAGCCACUUUGGCACUUUGGCAGCCACCCACACGGCCAGAGAAAGAUUCCAUCCCAACCAACGAAACAUCACUGCCAUCCUGCCGACACCACUCUCGGAUCUCCAAGAACGCGGCUUGUCGUCGAGUCGUGUUUAUGAGCCUCAAAACCAAGCCCAGCUCGUCGGGCGCGACCAAGUUCCGGGCUCGGCGACAGUGGGCACUGAAGAAUAGCGACGGGACUGCCACUUCUCUCGCCGCUCUGGGUGGUAGUCUUGCCUUCUCUCGCUAUUGGGGUGUGCCGUGGAAUGGGACACCUCAACCACCUGCCCACACGUACACAGCGGCUGGCCAAGCUUAGCCAUGGAUGUCGCAGGCUCAAUAGAUGGCCGGUUGAACGGGCUGGAUCUGCCUCGUCGAUUUCCCACCAUUCCGGGAGAAGAAUGGCCCCAUACACCCCCUCCCGGGAUUAUCAAGCCGGCCGAAACUGGGUUACACUCCAAUAUAGCCUGCAGUGCCUGCCCGCUGCAGACCCCGCGAUGGAAGCCUUGGGGUAUGAAUGUAUCUCCACUUCCCAGUGACCGGACCUACCACACAUGUCAUUUCGGAGGAGCAGCUUCUUAUAUGUUCCUCAUUACUUCUAGGAAGUAAUGCCCCUCUAAAUCCUGUCUGGGCCGUCUCUUGACCCCUAUAUUCCUCCACGCUUCGCCCUGCUUCAGCCGUCUGCCUCUAUCCGUCAUGCGUUCUCUCUUGUUCCUGUACCUCACCACAGCUGGCACGGCAUCUUCGUUGAAAUGCCGUUCUAAACCCUUCGAAAAUCUCGUUACCUUUGGAGAUAGCUAUACGGACAAUGGUCGCCUGAGCUCCUACUUCGCGAGCGGAGGGAAAGCCCCUCCGCCUGGAACCAUGCAUCCCGAGGCCAAUGUCACGGCCAGUGGCGGGCUCGCCUGGGGCCAGAUGGCUGCGAGAGCCACUGGUGCGAGAUACCUUGACUAUGCAAUCGGGGGUGCUACGUGCUCAAAUAACAUCGUCUCGCGGUUCUUGAUGUCCCUCGGCAGGGAAUUCCCCUCAGUCCUGGAGGACCAGAUCCCAUCCUUCAAGAAGGACGUCGACGCGGGUGCCGAUACACUAUACGGGGGCGGCAGAACAGCGGACAACACGGUCUACGCCAUGUGGAUUGGAACCAACGACCUCGGGGCCGGGAACGCCUUCCUCGUUGAAGAAUACGCCCCUGGGGCCACUCUCACCAACUUUACCGACUGCGUGUGGAAUGUAUUCGAUGAGAUCUACUCGACUGGUGGCCGGCGAUUUGUGCUCCUGAACGAAGCACCCCUCCAUUUGGCACCCCUUUACGUGCCCUCGGCGAACGGCGGUAUUGGCGAUUCUACUUUUUGGCCUACCAAGACGAAGUACAACGAGACAGCCUAUCAGCAGAAGAUCCUUCAGUACACGACUACGGUUAAUACUGUCUUUGAUUACGGGGCGCCAUUCAACCUGAUCGUCAAGCGAAGGUGGCCCGGGGCCAAGUUCUCCAUCUUUGAUGUGCACAGCCUCAUGACCGACAUGUCGCUGAACCCGACUCGGUAUUUCGACGCCCCGGCCAACUCGACGGGCUUCUACCGCCACUGCGACCCGAAAACAGAGAAAUGCGCCGACUCUACAGAGCCUCUGUCCAGCUUCAUGUGGUUUGACGAUCUUCAUCCAUCUGAGAGAGCUGAGAAAGUUGUUGCCGAGCACUUUCUGGAUGUGAUAGCGGGAAACUCCACCUACGGUACUGACUACCAUUGAAGCACAAAGGGCAUAAUGUAAGGGGGACGUGCCAGAGUACCGCUCCACUACAUAGACCAAAAGAUCCAACAGUUCAAUCACUUCGUGAUUGAACCCUCUGGCACCACAGUAUAUCAAGCCCCGAAGCCCCUGUAGCCAACGCUCCAGGCAACCCCGUUACACAUAACGUCCUGGGCAGGUGCGUGGGGAAGUGGCAUCGAUGGGUGGGAGACGCGUGCUGUCCGAGUGUACCAACUUAAAAAAUUCGGUCGCCGAUCUUGCAGUCUUUCCUCUAUAAGUCCAACUGGGGAGAAGCUUGCUAGCCUCAGCCCAUGCACCCCUGUAUGGAAUCUGCAUGUUUGUCUUGAACCUGAGGGCGGAUUUGGUAAAAUGUAUUGCCGAGGGUGGAUGGUGGUUGCGAUGCGUGCUACUGUAAGCUGAUGGGGCGGAUGUCCAUCCCUGUCAAACGCCCAAGCGUAGGCGCUCAAUGGCCAGCCAAAACGCACUCGCACGCACGCCGA